This is a messenger RNA of Caenorhabditis sp. 36 PRJEB53466, 344 nucleotides long. The record is from the annotation of a GenBank genome assembly. NCBI's taxonomy places the organism in Eukaryota, Metazoa, Nematoda, Chromadorea, Rhabditida, Rhabditidae.
AUGAAGUUCUUAGCGAGUUCAGUAAUUUUUCUUCUUAUUCGAUCGUCUACAGCCUUAAAGUUUAACCGCAGUUCUGAAUCAGGUUGUUCAUGAAAAGUUCGAAUGAAAAACAGAACAAUUCAGGAAAGAAUACGCUUAGCUUAGUGACAAUCUGCUCAACUUGUGCUCUUUUUGUAUUUUCAAUUAUCACUCUCGUUGUUUCGGCUCUCAGCUUGCUCAAAGCCCGACGGAUCCGCCAUUUCAAGCUGUCGGAACCGCAGGUUUUCAGACAUGAGGAAAUUUUGGAAAAUUAAGCAGUUCAGACUCAAAUUUACUACAAGAAUAAAGGAAGGCUCCGAAGUUGA